UACCUUCCCUGCCCUUACGCUCUUUUUGCCUCUCUCACGAGCACACACUCACCCGCCGCUACGUCUCCUCCUAGCUCCGCCGCACAAUUCCACCACCACCAUGGGUCGCGUCCGCACAAAGACAGUGAAGAAAUCCUCCCGCCAGGUGAUCGAGCGCUACUACUCGCGCAUGACCCUGGACUUCCACACCAACAAGAAGAUCCUCGAGGAAGUCGCCAUCAUCCCCUCCAAGCGCCUCCGCAACAAGAUUGCCGGAUUCUCCACCCACCUCAUGAAGCGGAUCCAGAAGGGCCCGGUUCGUGGCAUUUCCCUGAAGCUGCAGGAGGAGGAGCGCGAGCGCCGCAUGGACUUUGUCCCCGAGGAGUCUGCCAUCAAGAUCGACGAGAUCUCCGUCGACAAGGAGACCCUCGACAUGCUCUCCGCUCUCGGUAUGGCUGACAUGCCUGGUGUCAAGCGGGUCGACCCGGAAGCUCAGACUCAGAAUCUCGGGUACGGGCGUGGUGCACCCAGGAGGUACUAAACCGGAGAAUGAUAGGGUUUUGAUGCUAUAUUACAUUUGGUUUUUGAAUUAGGAAGAAGUUUGUUGUGUGUUUAAAUUUACUGUGGAAGUAAUGCGUGUGACAUUUUUGUUAUGGGAUUAUGUCAAAUUUGCAUUUAGAAUGGAAAAUGUUGCAUUUUAUUGAA
Messenger RNA from Pyrus x bretschneideri (Chinese white pear), 684 nucleotides. Its product is annotated as 40S ribosomal protein S17-4-like. The transcript has a single exon. Gene Ontology annotation, cellular component: ribosome. Gene Ontology annotation, biological process: translation. The record is from RefSeq and is a predicted model, not a curated record. Gene Ontology annotation, molecular function: structural constituent of ribosome. The coding region runs from base 101 to 520 and encodes 139 amino acids. NCBI's taxonomy places the organism in Eukaryota, Viridiplantae, Streptophyta, Magnoliopsida, Rosales, Rosaceae.